AAAAGAUAAAUCACUUGGGCCAAGUAUGUAUGUAGAUUCGAUAGUCUUGGGCUCUUGGUUUGUCUACUAUUUAGGCCAGGCCAGGCCUGGUUUGCUCUAUUGGGCUUUUUUGUAAUUUCUCAUGUUUAAUUGCCCAUUUGUGAAACCAACACCCUCUAACAACCAAAAGUAUAUAAAGUAAAAACCCCUUCGCUGAACCGCUUCCUCUUCCCGCAGCCUCCGAGUUUGCUUAGGGUUUUCAACAUUUUCUCGGAAAAACCAAAGAGGAACCGAAAAUGGUGAAAUUUCUCAAGGCAAACAAAGCGGUGGUGCUCCUGCAGGGACGAUACGCGGGGAGGAAAGCCGUGAUCGUGAAAUCCUUCGAGGAAGGGACACGUGACAGGCCGUACGGGCACUGUUUGGUUGCGGGGAUAGCCAAGUACCCGAGCAAGGUGAUCAGAAAGGACUCGGCGAAGAAGACGGCGAAGAAGUCCCGGGUCAAGGCCUUCGUGAAGCUCGUGAACUACCAGCACGUGAUGCCGACGCGCUACAACCUGGACGUCGACCUGAAGGAGGUGCUCACGGUGGACGCGUUGCAGACACGCGACAAGAAGGUGGCGGCGAAGAAGGAGAUCAAGGCCCGGUUGGAGGACCGGUUCAAGAGUGGCAAGAACCGGUGGUUCUUUACCAAGCUUAGGUUCUGAGUCGUUGGCUCCCUCUCUAUGUUUUUCCAAUUUUGGUUGUUAUGUGAUACUAGCAUAUAAUUUUGAGGAUUAUUAUUGCGAGUUUUGUUUUAAAUUUGUGC
Molecule: messenger RNA, 784 nt
Organism: Prunus persica (peach)
Lineage: Eukaryota; Viridiplantae; Streptophyta; Magnoliopsida; Rosales; Rosaceae
Product: 60S ribosomal protein L27-3
Exons: 1
Coding region: 276-683 (135 amino acids)
Biological process (GO): translation
Cellular component (GO): cytosolic large ribosomal subunit; ribosome
Molecular function (GO): structural constituent of ribosome
Source: RefSeq, a predicted model, not a curated record